CACAAUCAUCGUCAUCACCAUCACCACAAUCAUCGUCAUCACCAUCCGGACGAGCCACGUGUCCCACGGCGUGGGGGCGGAGCGGCGCCCAACCCCCCGAGGAACCUCCCCGCGGGAGCCGGCAGCGUCACCUGCACCAGCAGCCUCGCGCUGCGCGUCUCCCGUGGGAGACGCGGGGACAUGCGGCCCGCUCGCUCAACCACCUGCUCCACCACCCGCGCCAGCUGUUCCAACUCCAGCUGUUCCAGCUCCAGCUGUUCCAACUCCAGCUGUUGCUGGUGGUCGCAUCGUCAACUCCGCUCCAAAGUCGCCGUCGCAACCUCGCGUCCGCUACUGCUGCUGCUGACGAUGCUGAUGAUGAUGACGGUGGUGGGGGCACAACCUGUAGCAGAGGCAAUGAGUCGCUGGACACUCGGCACCACCGUGGCUGCUGCAGCUGCUGCUGUUACAAGGGUCUCCCCGGGGUCCCCACAAGCGACCCCCCGGCCAAGAGGGGGCCCCGUGUCUCCGGGCAACGACCCCGAAGCGGACGCUACGUGCAACAUCUCGCUGACUCCGGGCACCACGGGGCUCCAGGCGCGGUGGAGCGGGACCGGCUCCCCACCGUGCGACCUCCACAUCUUCUCCACCAACCCGGGCCGCGCCUCCUCCUUCUCCACAUCCUUCACCCGCGUGCGCUCCCCUCUGCUCCUGGAGAGACGCCUGGGCGAGGACGAUGGCCACGGCUACAGAGCUUGCGUCUCGUGCGCUCCGACGGCCUCACUUGGCCUUCGGGCUCGACCCUUCUGCUGCCGGGACAUCAGCCGCGCUGAGGUGUACCUGUGCCCGGGCUGUGGUGGCGAGGGGGCAAGGGUCCGCGACGGCGGCAGGGGGCCGCUGGAGGCCGCUGUCGUUGCCUGCUUCAUGACGGCGGUGCUGACCGUCUGGGUUGUGGCCGCCCUGGUGUGGCCGGUUCCCAUCAUCGCCGAGUUCCUGCCCAGCCUCCUCACGGAGCCCCGCGGGCGCCGCGUGACCACGCGCCGCUAACUCGGGCAGCGAGGGGCCGAGCCGAGCGUGGCCCCCCGUGCCCUCGUGUGGUGUGGCUCGAGCUUGGGGUAGGCUACAGACUUCACGCUCCGUGUGAGUACUGGUGGAUUUGUUGAGUAACUGAACAGAGAUGUAAGUGGCUUCACUGCCCACGCGUCGUUACAGAGACGUGUAGACCUGCGCGGAGACUCACAUUGGUACAGAGAUGACGAAUCAGCGAUGGGCUUGAAGCGGGGAUCGAGAAAGAAUGCGGGAGCAGAGAAGUGAAGGCGACUGAUGACUGGUGGGGAGGAAGGAGAUGUGGGAUCUAGAAGCAGGGAGCUCAUGGAGGGUAGAGGAGAGGUCUGCGGGGUGGUGGUGACGAGACGUGACAGGUGCCAGGUGGUGAGAGAGCGAUGGGCGUGGGACUGAGUGGGGAGAAGAUUUGGGAGUGGCCACCCAGGAUUCCAACGGUGACGGCAGGGUGGAGGAGACGGAGUGAGCCGUGGCACCAACGUGGAUGUUCACAUCGUGAGAGGGGCCGCAUCUUCCCGGUGCUGAGAAUCGCGGCGAGCGAUGCCACCGAAUCGCGCCCACAGAGUCACGCGCGCGAACCGGGGACCCCACCGAGCUACGAAGCGGCCACGUGAUGGCAGUACAGCAAGUAGCUGCAACUCGCCUGCCGUCUGGCCUGUAUCGCGGACUCUCUGAGUGUUCACCUCGAGGACGCGUGAAGUGGUGUUCUCCGGCUUCUCCGGUUUCCCGUACAGUUAAAGGAGCAGCUCUGCAAUUGCUCGCCAUGCCACUUGCUGGCGGUAGUGGCCUCCACUUGGCGGAGCUCUCGAAAGCCCCUCCUAGAGUGGCAUUGUGGCCUAACUCUUUCGGACUGACCAGCUGUCUUGGAAGAGCCGAGAGUACCCACCACACUUUACCCUACCACGUGAGAACUACCUAUUCCACUGAUGGCUGUGAUAACAUUUAGACUGCUGGAUAUGGGGGGGGGGGGUGUGAAAUGUAAUAAAAUCGCUUCUUUGUUUCAACUGCCGCGCCGCGAGUUCGAUCCGGGAUUUGCAAAUAAAGUGGGCUGACCAUUGCACACCUGUGGCAGCAUCUCAUGUAAACACGACAAACCCCGCCUGCUUUAUUUAAAACAAGAGGUGGACAAACAUCCAAUGGAGCAGGACCCCUCUAAAAAAGAGUUGAGAUUCAGCGAGGCUCCACUCACGGAGUAUCAAACCCCGUGACUUCACCGGGCCGCUCAUGGAGACCGACUCAUCCAGCUCUCUUCAGGGCUUCUCCUGGCGCUGCGGUGGCGAUACAUUAACUACCUCGCCUGGUGUACAUGAGGUCGUGGGUUCGAUCCUUACCCUGACGCCUGCUGUAUCAUUUGAG
Molecule: messenger RNA, 2397 nt
Organism: Petromyzon marinus (sea lamprey)
Lineage: Eukaryota; Metazoa; Chordata; Hyperoartia; Petromyzontiformes; Petromyzontidae
Source: RefSeq, a predicted model, not a curated record